Oldenlandia corymbosa var. corymbosa is the source of this 402-nucleotide messenger RNA. The record is from the annotation of a GenBank genome assembly. Lineage: Eukaryota; Viridiplantae; Streptophyta; Magnoliopsida; Gentianales; Rubiaceae.
AUGGCUUCGAGGGAAUUCCCUUUUUACGAGCAUUUGCACCCUGGGUAUGAAAAGGGAGCCACCACGCUGGGUUUCAUUUACAACAAUGUUGAUGAUGAAGAAAUUAUGGUAGCCCUUGAUCAUUCAAGGAUGAGACGACGAUCUAAAGAAUUCCCCGAAAACUGCAAAGAACAUGAAUCCAAGGAAGGGAGAAAAGCUUCAGCCGCCGAAGUAUCGAAGUGGCUAGCUGACUUCCUGCCCUCUGACUAUAUCAAGGAUAUGUCCUUGGAUAAAGCUGCGGAGCUGGCCAAACGUGCACUUUGUCUUGCUGUAUAUUACGAGCAUGGAAGGGGUGAAUGUGUCAGUGGUAAGCUCUGUGAUUUCCUCUGGCCAAUUUCAUUGUUACAGUUAAUGUAUAUUUGA